Messenger RNA from Zasmidium cellare ATCC 36951, 1599 nucleotides. RefSeq lists its product as uncharacterized. Gene Ontology annotation, molecular function: metallocarboxypeptidase activity. The transcript is spliced from 5 exons. Bases 1 to 1599 code for a protein of 532 amino acids. The record is from RefSeq and is a predicted model, not a curated record. Gene Ontology annotation, cellular component: fungal-type vacuole lumen. NCBI's taxonomy places the organism in Eukaryota, Fungi, Ascomycota, Dothideomycetes, Mycosphaerellales, Mycosphaerellaceae.
AUGUCUGUUAUUCUUGUGCUUAGUACUAGAAGAUGGUGUCCUUUAUCACCCAAGUUAACUCCACCUGACGAUGGUCUGGAAGACUCCAGGAUCCUUUUCGCCAUCGAUGAAGUUCUUCAUCGACAGGUUGAGCGAUUGUCGGCGGUCGUGAAUGUCUCCACCAUUUCUUACGACGACAAUGGCCAAGUCGGCGAGGACAUGCGUUGGGAAACGUUUGGCGAACUCCAUACAGUCUUGAAAAGACUCUUUCCAGUAAUUGCUCAGCAAGUCGAAGUGGAGAAGAUUAACAAGUACGGCCUCUUAUAUUACCUUCCUGGCACCGACCGCUCCCUCAAGCCUAUCCUUUUGAUGGCACAUCAAGACGUCGUGCCACCGAUGGAUCCUAGGCAGUGGACUCAUCCGCCGUUCCAGGCUCACUUCGAUGGCGAAUGGCUGUGGGGACGAGGCGCGUCCGACUGCAAAUCGAACCUCAUAGGCAUCUUGAGCGCAAUUGACGCACUCUUGGCGCAGGCGUACACUCCUCGGAGAUCCAUUUUGCUCGCGUUUGGAUUCGAUGAGGAGACUGGUGGCACGCAGGGUGCUGCAGAGAUUUCCCGCCACCUCGAACGCAAUAUGGGGAACGACUCCGUAGCGAUGGUGUUCGACGAGGGGGGCAUGGGAGUCAAGACGCUUGGACACAUCGCGUAUGCGCUGCCUGCUGUUGCAGAGAAAGGUUUCGUUGAUAUCAUUCUCACGCUGGAGACGAGCGGUGGACACUCUUCCAGACCACCAAAGCACACCUCUAUUGGUAUCAUGUCCAAGAUCGUCGAGGCGCUGGAAGAGAACCCGUUCUCCCCCGUACUGGAUCAAACGAACCCCAUGAGAAACGUGUUACAGUGUGAAGCCGUUCACUCCCCUUCUCAUGUGGAGCCCUGGUUGCGUAAAGAGCUGGCAUCCGGCGGCUCUGCUCAUGAGUUGGGCGAGAAGAUGGUCAACUCGCGCGGUGAUGCCAUCCGCUGGCAAAUUCAGACGUCCCAAGCAGUCGACAUCAUCCAUGGCGGAAGCAAAGAUAACCAGCUCCCUAGCAGAGUUGAACUCACCGUCAACUAUCGCAUCUCAACCCACGACGAUGUGGAGGAGCUACUCAACAAAGUCGCCCAGCGCGUGGCGUCCGUCGUACACGAAUUCGACAUCGCCGUUUCAGGUCUUGGAUUCGACGAGGAGCAGACUGAAGGAGGUGUCAUUCGCCUGGCAUCGAAAGACCUGUUGCGGCCAUCGCCUAUCACUCCUGCGAACUCGGAGAACGAAGUGUGGAGUAUUUUCAGUGGCACGUUGCGUCAAGUCUAUGAAUCUGUAGACACCCUACCCGGCGUCGAGACUGUCGUGCCGGUGGGCAGCAUCGCGACGGGCAAUUCAGACACGGCGCAUUACUGGAAGCUGACGAGGAACAUUUAUCGAUUCACUCCUAGCCGAGAAGGCUCGAGGCUCGGCAUCCAUGACAUUGAUGAGAGGAUCCAGAUGAGCGACCAUGUCGAAGCUAUCCGAGUGUACUACGAUCUGAUACGGAACAUUCAGGCGUAUGACGGCGACGUCUGUGAUGGCGAGUGCUUAGAUCUGUGA